UAUUAUUCAUUAACGUAAUAGACAAAAUCAAACCACACUGCUGUUUCAUUCAUACUAUCUCCAUUUCGAAUUCAGUGUUGAAAUCAAUUCAACUCUGAAUCUGAACCUUCGCAUAUUAUAUCAUAUAAUGUCAGGGGAAGCGUCUAAGCGCCACCAAUGGCAAUGGGAGAACGCCACUGCCGGCGCCGCUGCUGGAUUCGCCACCGUCGCCGUUAUGCAUCCCCUUGAUGUUGUUCGAACUAGGUUCCAAGUUAACGAUGGUCGAGUCGCGCAUCUUCCCAGUUACAAGAACACUGCCCACGCCAUUUACACCAUUGCUCGCUACGAGGGAUUAAGAGGCUUAUAUGCUGGCUUUCUUCCUGGGGUUCUUGGGUCUACAAUUUCGUGGGGUUUAUAUUUCUUUUUCUAUGACAAAGCCAAACAAAGAUAUGCAAGGAACCGGGAGGGUAAGUUGAGCCCAGGUCUUCAUCUUGCCUCAGCUGCUGAAGCAGGAGGUUUGGUUUCCUUGUGCACAAAUCCUGUCUGGCUAGUAAAAACGAGAUUGCAGCUUCAAACUCCACUUCAUCAGACACGUCCAUACUCUGGGAUUUAUGAUGCAUUUAAAAUCAUAAUGAGGGAGGAAGGAUUUAGUGGACUUUACAGAGGGAUUGUCCCUGGUCUAUUUCUGGUUUCUCAUGGUGCUAUUCAGUUCACAGCAUAUGAAGAACUACGUAAAGUUAUUGUUGAUUUUAAGAGUAAGAGAAGUACAGUACAUAAUCAAAACCCAGAUAAAUUGCUGAAUUCUGUUGAUUAUGCUGUUCUGGGAGCAACAUCAAAACUUGCUGCGAUACUGCUAACCUAUCCAUUUCAGGUUAUGCGUGCCCGAUUGCAGCAACGGCCUAGUGGUGAUGGUGUUCCAAGAUAUAUGGACACUUGGCAUGUUGUGAAAGAAACUGCACGAUUUGAAGGUAUCCGAGGUUAUUACAGAGGAAUUACCGCAAACCUGUUGAAGAAUGCUCCUGCUUCUUCAAUAACAUUUAUUGUGUAUGAAAAUGUUCUAAAAUUGCUUAAACCGACUAUAAGGAAUGAUUGAGAGUAUUUCAUUUUCCUUCAUGUUUUUUUUCC
Molecule: messenger RNA, 1104 nt
Organism: Vigna unguiculata (cowpea)
Lineage: Eukaryota; Viridiplantae; Streptophyta; Magnoliopsida; Fabales; Fabaceae
Gene: FOLT1
Product: folate transporter 1
Biological process (GO): nucleotide transport; transmembrane transport
Source: RefSeq, a predicted model, not a curated record